Peronospora farinosa is the source of this 417-nucleotide messenger RNA. Lineage: Eukaryota; Oomycota; Peronosporomycetes; Peronosporales; Peronosporaceae. The record is from the annotation of a GenBank genome assembly.
AUGGAGAACAACAAGUACCUGCUCGUCUUGAUGGCUUUAUCAGCUACUGGAACGUGUCUUGUUCCAGUUUUUGGUCUACUCGUACGAUUCCAGCCACAAUUUACACAUGGAUUCGACGUGCAUGCCAGUAAUGCAGAGAUGAAUUGCUACAUUGUGGGUACUUUGUACGCCGGUGUGUUCCUGAUCUGUGGUUUCAUGCUCAAGACUCGUGAUUGUUUGAGUAAGAAACGAAAAGAGGCCGUGGACGAUAUUACCAAGAGAAAUGAACGCUAUAAACUUCCAUUCCCAGAGUUGGAGAACAAGGAGUUUGUCCGAGCUAUGGAUGCUAUGGACAGGAGAGCUACAAUAGUAGCUCCGAUACACAAGAAAGCACUUGAGCUGUUGACAAUGUUUCCAGAUAAAGUAAUGACAGUGUAA